Messenger RNA from Megalops cyprinoides (Indo-Pacific tarpon), 1557 nucleotides. It is a transcript of the gene nsun3, whose product is annotated as NOP2/Sun RNA methyltransferase 3. Gene Ontology annotation, cellular component: mitochondrial large ribosomal subunit. The record is from RefSeq and is a predicted model, not a curated record. Bases 114 to 1235 code for a protein of 373 amino acids. Gene Ontology annotation, molecular function: methyltransferase activity. The transcript is spliced from 6 exons. NCBI's taxonomy places the organism in Eukaryota, Metazoa, Chordata, Actinopteri, Elopiformes, Megalopidae. Gene Ontology annotation, biological process: rRNA methylation.
UGAGCGCACGGUUGUCUGUUGGCUAAUGUUAGGUUACCCCAUGUACAAUCAACUAAACCCAUUUUUACUUGAAUACAGCGUUUAAGCUUCUUUAUAUCCAUGCAUUUCCUGAAAUGUUCGGAGUUGUGUGCUCGAGAGGCACACGUUGUCUCAAGUGGAUUGGGUUCUGCAUCUCUGUACACGUGAAAACAAUCGCGUCUUUCGGGUACAACACAGAUGUUCCAGACCUGAAAGUCUCUUCGAACAAAUUAUGUACAGUUCAAAACAAGCAGGUAAAGUCAGGACAACGGAAACAGGUGUGCAAACUCGUACUGGACCACUUCGACAAGCAGUACAGUGAAGAACUCGGUCAACUGUGGACAACAGCAAGGGAAGUGCUCCUGGAUCCUCGGUGUUGGCAGUAUGGCGUGAUGCUGAAUCGCUUUAGUGAGUCGUCAGAGCUUACGCAGCUCCUCCAGACGCAAGACUACUCCAGCCUCCUGCCCCAGGACUCUGGUUCCCUACAGUGCUUUGUGCACCAGUCCCACAUUAGAUUCCCCUCCCAAAAGCACCAGCCGGGCCAGCUCAAACAGUACUACCUCCUGAACGCAGCCUCUUUGCUCCCUGUGCUGGCCCUGGGGGUGAGGGAUGGGGACAGGGUUCUUGACCUGUGCUCUGCUCCUGGUGGCAAAGCCGUGGCCGUGCUCCAGAGUGCCACCCCAGGACUGUUGCAUUGCAAUGAAUUGGACUGUCACAGAUGGAAGUGGCUGGCAGAGACUCUGGAGUCCUUCAUUCCGCAGACCCUAAACGAUGCCGUCACGGUGUUUAAUCUAGAUGGAAGACUCUUUGGGCAGAUCGAAGCAGGCGCGUAUGACAAGGUGCUAGUGGAUGCCCCCUGUUCCAACGACCGCAGCUGGCUUUUCGCGGCCCCCCAGCAAGGUGCCCUCCGGCUGCAGGAGAGAGCUAAACUCCCCGAGCUGCAGACAGAGCUCCUCAGCUCGGCUCUGGCGGCGGUACGUCGCGGGGGCACAGUAGUCUACUCUACCUGCACCCUCUCCCGUGCAGAAAACAGCGCGGUGGUGGAGAGGAUCCUGACCUCCUGUCCCAACGUGGAGCUGCAGGGCCUGGGAGAGCUGGCCCGCUCCCUCUCCCACCACUUCACCUUUGAUCCAAACUCCAAAUUGGGCAUCCUAGUUGUCCCAGAGAAGGGCAGGACUUGGGGACCCAUGUUUGUCGCCAAACUGAAAAAACACUGAUAUUACAGGCUCCUCUUUGUUUGACUUGUUUGUGUAUUGUAAUAUCUGAUGUUUUGCUAGGUUUUGCUAGCAUUUAAGAUGGUUUAUAAGGAUGUAUUACAUCCUACGUAAUGCCUGCCUAGAUAUUUGACUGCCGUACAUUUAUUAUUACAUUGUAUGUAAUUAAAGCUUUGUUUGUUUGUUGUAUUUAUAAUAAAGGUAACACAGCUAGUUGACUUAGCUGGGAAGUUGGUGUAUGGGUUGUCUUCUCAUGACAGAAGUGUCUUUUUAUGGUAUUGUGCUGAUGUCACAGAAACCUGCCGACUCCAUGUGGGACAGCAUA